Helianthus annuus (common sunflower) is the source of this 1441-nucleotide messenger RNA. RefSeq lists its product as uncharacterized. The record is from RefSeq and is a predicted model, not a curated record. The coding region runs from base 37 to 1287 and encodes 416 amino acids. Lineage: Eukaryota; Viridiplantae; Streptophyta; Magnoliopsida; Asterales; Asteraceae. The transcript has 7 exons.
UUUCAGGAAAAUUAAACCGGUAUUCUUAACAAAACGAUGGAGGUAAAGCUGUUUUAUUGUUUCGUGGUGGUCCUGCAUUUGUUCACCGCGGCGCAUUUCUGUUAUGCUAGCAAAAGUAGGCAUCCAAGCUCCAUAGAGAAGGUUGAGGCUCUAAAGCAUUUGAACCGGUUAAAUAAACGUCCAGUUAAAUCUAUCAAGAGCCCUGAUGGUGAUACAAUAGAUUGUGUUCAUAUCUCUCAUCAACUAGCGUUCGAUCACCCGCUUCUCAAAAAUCAUACCAUUAAGAUGAAGCCAAACUAUCAUCCAGGUUGGGUAAUGGAUGACAACAUCAACAUGGAUACAUCAUCUUCAAAGGAAGCAAUCACUCAAUUGUGGCAUUCAAAUGGAAGAUGCCCAAAGGGGACUAUCCCCGUCGUAAGAACAAAAAUAAAAGACAUACUAAGUGCAGAUUCCAUCAAAAGUUAUGGGAAGAAGAAGAGUUUUCCCGUUGCUCGACCGAGCUCCAUGAAUCCCGAAGUCACUAAUGUGAGCAAGGACCAUGAGUAUGCAAUUGCAUAUACUAAUGGGCUAUUUUAUGGAGCAAAAGCAACAUUUAAUGUAUGGAACCCAUAUGUUCAAGAACAUAAUGAAUUUAGUUUGAGUCAACUAUGGAUACUAUCAGGUUCUGAUUCAGAUUUGAACACCAUUGAAGCUGGUUGGCAAGUCGCUCCAGAGCGCGGAGACACUAACACCAGGAUGUUCAUCUACUGGACUAGUGAUGGUUAUCAAACAACAGGCUGUUACAAUCUUAAAUGCUCCGGCUUCAUUCAAACCAGCAAUGAAAUUGCAAUUGGGGCCAGCAUGUCUCCUAUUUCACGUUUUAACGGUUCUCAGUAUGGUUUCACCAUAAUUAUAUGGAAGGACCGAAAAGAAGGGGACUGGUGGAUGCAACUUGGGGAUGGUCCAGAUGGAAAGGUUAUAGGAUACUGGCCAGCCUCAUUGUUUUCAUACUUAAGUCAGAGUGCAUCAUCUGUGGAAUGGGGCGGGGAGGUGAUUAAUCGACGCUCAGGCGGUCGUCAUACAACUACCCAAAUGGGCAGUGGUUAUUUCCCUCAAGGAGGUUUUGGGAAAGCAAGUUUUAUAAAAAAUAUUCUCACAGUCAAUGAUAACAACACUUUAACGACUCCUCAAAAUCUCUACACCUACACUACGCAAAAGAGUUGCUAUGAUAUUGUGAACGGCAUCGCUGAUGAUUGGGGCAGCUACAUUUUCUUCGGUGGACCUGGUCGAAACAAAUAUUGCCCGUGAAAAAAUUUAAUGAAGCAGCUAUCAAUAUAACCAGAGAUGUUAUGCUAUAUUUUCAUUUCCUAAAUCGUUUAUGUUAUGUGUAAUUUACCUUUUGGUAUGAUCAUGUGUGCACUAAUAAAAGUAAUCAAUUUAUGUAUGAUUAAUUGUUACAACA